This is a messenger RNA of Penicillium cataractarum, 1821 nucleotides long. RefSeq names its product aldolase. The record is from RefSeq and is a predicted model, not a curated record. The transcript has 2 exons. Lineage: Eukaryota; Fungi; Ascomycota; Eurotiomycetes; Eurotiales; Aspergillaceae. Bases 1 to 1821 code for a protein of 606 amino acids. Gene Ontology annotation, molecular function: hydroxymethylglutaryl-CoA lyase activity. Gene Ontology annotation, biological process: L-leucine catabolic process; ketone body biosynthetic process.
AUGACGAUUGAAACACCCCAGGUUCGAAUCGUGGAAGUAGGACCCCGCGAUGGCCUCCAGAAUAUCCGCGCGAAAGUGCCUACGCCAACAAAACUGGAGUUAAUUCAGCGUCUCCGGGAUGCCGGACUACGCACGAUCGAACUCACAUCAGUCGUGUCGCCGCGCGCGAUUCCACAAUUGGCAGACUGUCGCGAGGUCCUUGGACAUUCUUCGGUGAAAACGUUGCUCCAGAAUAAUCAAGCUGGUCUGCGAUUCCCGGUGUUGGUGCCUAAUAUCAAGGGUUUGGAUAUCGCUUUACAGCAUGGGGUGAAGGAGGUUGCUGUGUUCAUCAGUGCGACGGAGGGAUUUAGUAAAGCCAAUAUCAAUUGCUCGGUUGAGCAAGGGAUUGCGAGAGCUACAGAAGUGGCCGGGUUGGCGAGGAAGGCGGGCGUUGCUGUUAGAGGAUAUGUAUCUUGCAUCUUCGCGGAUCCAUACGAUGGUCCCACACCCGAAGCCGCGGUCUGGCGAUGCGUCAAAUCCUUGCUAGAUGCGGGCUGCUACGAGAUCAGUCUCGGGGAUACCCUAGGCGUGGGCUCGCCGUCAAACGUGAACAUCCUGCUCAAAUAUCUGACAAGCCACGGAAUUCCCCUUUCAAAAUUGGCUGGUCACUUCCACGAUACAUACGGUCAAGCCGUAGCCAACGUCUGGGAGGCAUAUACCUGCGGAUUGCGAGUAUUCGACAGCAGCGUGGGCGGACUGGGAGGAUGUCCCUUUGCCCCAGGUGCAAAGGGCAAUGUAGCAACCGAAGACUUGGUAUACAUGUUCCACAACGCAGGAAUCAACACGGGCGUUGACCUACCCAAGUUAGUCGAGACGGGUGAAUGGAUCUCACAGCAACUAUCCCAGUCCAACUCCAGUCGAGCCGGGAAAGCCCUAUCCAUCAAAACAAAGCCGCAGACCUCAGCACCCACAACCUCCAAAGCCAACUCGAAACAGAUAACACCCCUGAAAUGGACCCUUAUCUCUUCACCAGAAGGCCUUUUAAUCCACCGCAAUGGCCCAACCCUAAAGAUAACCCUCAAUCGCCCCAAAAACGGCAACGCCCUAACAUCCUCCAUGCUAGCCACACUGACAUCAACAAUUCAAACGGCUAACACCGACCCCCUCACAACCCGCAUAGUCUUUACCGCGGUUGGCCGCUUCUUCUGCACAGGCAUGGACCUAGGCAAAGGCAGUUCCCCCGUCGCCCAAGGUUCCUCCGCGUCAGAUGCACAAUUCACUCGUCUCACGGCGCUGUAUGAGGCACUUGAUACUUCGCCCAAGGUUACCAUUGCGGCAAUGAAUGGGCCCGCAUUUGGUGGGGGUGUAGGCUUUGCGUUUGCGUGUGAUAUAAGACUCUGUGUGUCUGGCCCGGCCUGUACGCUGAGUGAAGUCAAAUUGGGGCUUGCGGCGGCGACUAUUUCAAAAUAUGUCGUUCGGGAGUGGGGUGUGCCAUUUGCGAGGGAGGCGAUGUUGACGGCGAGGAGUGUUAGUGCGGAGGAGUUGUUGACAAGGGGGUUGGUUUCUGGUGUUUCCGGGAGUAUCGGGGAGUUAGAGAAGGAGUUGGAUGCGUUGUUAGCGAGGAUGAAGUUGUGUUCACCUGGUGGGUCGAGGAUGUCGAAGGAGCUGGUUCGGUUGGCCUGGGCGCAUGGAGGCAAGGAGGAGCAGGCUAAGGGAAUCAAGGAAGUGUUUGAUGAGAUGAUGAAAGCGGAUGGUGAAGGGGCUGUUGGGUUGAGGGAGUUCCAGAUGAAGAGGAAGAUGGAUUGGGAUAAGUUUGUACUUGAGGCGAAGCCGAAGUUGUAG